Penicillium olsonii is the source of this 288-nucleotide messenger RNA. The record is from the annotation of a GenBank genome assembly. Lineage: Eukaryota; Fungi; Ascomycota; Eurotiomycetes; Eurotiales; Aspergillaceae.
AUGUGUCGACAAUACUUCACACUCUACGAAUGGUGCCAAUGCGAAGAAGACGCUGGCACCAGCGCCUGUUCCGGCGUGCGCCGCAACAACUGCCCCGGUGUGAGCGUUGAGACGGUGCAUAUGCACUGCUUCUGUAACUCGCAUGCGACCCGUGGCUUCAAGUCUGAGAAGCAGACUCGCAAGGAAGAGAAGACGCGCCGUCGGUCUCAGGAUUCGUUGGAUGAGAAGGCUUCUCUCGGGAGACGGUGGUAUCAAUGGUAUCAGUGGAGGGGUCUUCGAUCUCGUUGA